AUGAAUCUCAAUGGGCUGUCCUGGCCUACGAAGCAUCUUCACACGAGCACAAGAAACGGAUCAACAUGGGGCUAUGUCAUCUAUCGCACGACAUAUACACCCCAAUCCAACACCGCAUUCCUCCGAAUUAUCGAACUUCUCAACUCCUACAUCAAACAUGGACUAUACUCUGAAUGCGUCUCCUCGGGAAACAAUACACCAAUGAAUACAGACCUCACUUCAUAUCACGAGAUCUGGGCUCAGCACCGUUCAAUCAUCAUGAACCAUCCAAAGUUUGACGGAGCAUCGCUGGACUCAAUUCGCGCUCAUUUUCGACGCUUGGUUGAUUUACAGGAGGAUCAAGGUCACUCUACUCAAUAUCGCAUGUGUAUGGUGAUCGACGAAGAGUCUUUACAGACGUUGCUGGAUGCUCCGCCGCCCCAAGAGUGCUCGGAUGAAAAGAUGAUUGACCCCAUGCGACAUGUCAAAGUAGUAACACUACUUCCGGAUAGCGAUGACGAUGAGUUUGAUGGCUUUUUGGGUGGAUAG
This is a messenger RNA of Penicillium samsonianum, 528 nucleotides long. RefSeq lists its product as uncharacterized. Bases 1 to 528 code for a protein of 175 amino acids. The record is from RefSeq and is a predicted model, not a curated record. The transcript has a single exon. NCBI's taxonomy places the organism in Eukaryota, Fungi, Ascomycota, Eurotiomycetes, Eurotiales, Aspergillaceae.